AACCUGGAAGAAUACUCAGCUUGGAGAUGAAAUGAUUCGCAGGUUACAGAAUGAAGGACUGGAAGCUGCUAUUGAAAAACAACAAUAUAUAGAUCGGUUGCAGUCAGAAGUUCUAGCAUUAUCUGAGGAGAAAAUGAAAACAGAGGAGCUGGAGAGAGUCAAUCAAGAAUUGGAGAAAGAGAAAGAGAAGCUGGAAUCAUUCACAAAGGAAAUCCAAGAGGAAUAUGACAAAAUUAAAGAUGAACUUGAAGAAACAAACAUGUUGGUAAAACAAGUAGAAGAUGACAGAGUUGCAUUGAAAUUGUCAAUGCAGCAACAGAGUCAGCAGCUAGAAAAUUUGAACAAAGACAAACAACGAAUCCUUGAGGAACUGAAACAAAGCAUGGCUGGGCAGACAACUCUUAGUCAGGAAAAGAGAUCAUUAUCACAGCGGACAGAGAAGUUGCAGCUUCAGUUGUUGGAAAUUGAAAACCAGACAAAGAGUAUUGAAGAUGAGAAGAUUACAGCUGAAAUGAGGCUUAGAGACAACCAAGAACGACUUGAUCAGCUGGAAGAGGAGAAAACUGCAAUAUCAGAGCAUGCUUUUGAGCUGGAAACAACAAUCCAUGACCUGGUCACACAGAAAGAGUUAACUGAGAAAGAACUUAAGGAAGAAAUCCGAGCCAGAAUAUCAGCAGAAGAGAGACUAAAAGAAGCAGAGAGAUCUCUGAAGUGCCUGGAUAGUGCUGUGGAAUCUCAAGCUCAUCGCAUUGAAAGUGAGGCAAAAGAAGAAAUGACUGUCAAUGUCAGAAAGCUUAAAGAUUUCUUUGAGGAUUUGGCGGAAGAAGCACGCAUUACAUCAGAAAAGCCAUUGAUCAUUAGAAAUGGAGUAAUGGCCAGAAAAACAAUUGCCCGCAGAGCCAAAACUGUGAAAUAUGAGAAUAACAGAAAACGGUCAAGAAUUUAUUUUUCGUGCUUUUUCCUCAAUCCUUAUCAAACCCCUCCUGGCAUAUACAAUUAG
Messenger RNA from Candidula unifasciata, 1000 nucleotides. NCBI's taxonomy places the organism in Eukaryota, Metazoa, Mollusca, Gastropoda, Stylommatophora, Geomitridae. The record is from the annotation of a GenBank genome assembly.